This is a messenger RNA of Rubroshorea leprosula, 664 nucleotides long. The record is from the annotation of a GenBank genome assembly. NCBI's taxonomy places the organism in Eukaryota, Viridiplantae, Streptophyta, Magnoliopsida, Malvales, Dipterocarpaceae.
GCAGAGGUGUGUUUCCCCAAUCCAGCGGACUUUUUAUCUGCAAAUUUUGAUCGAGAAAAGCAAUAAUGGGUCCCCAAGAGUGGCUUGGUGAAGACGAGAGCGCGAAGGAGAUGCUCGAUAGGGUUCAGACGGAUCGGCCCUUCUUGCUUCUUCCUCCUCUUCAUCGGGUUCCUCUACGCGUCGGCAAUGUCGUCGAAAUUGUUGGUCCUUCCGCCAAAACCCACAUCUUGAUUCAGGCUGCAAUCAACUGCAUCCUGCCUCAAGAGUCGGAUGGCGUCAAGUAUGGAGGACUCGGGCAUUUAGUGAUGCUCCUAGAUUUGGAUUGUCGCUUUGACAUUUUACGGUUUUCGGAAUUGCUCAAGCUUCGGAUCUUGGAAGCCAGAGGUAAACUUCUUGAGUUUUAAUCUGUAAAGAAUUGUUUGGUUAGCGGUGGUGGAUACUCCUUAAAAACAAGCACUUCCAUAUGAAGCUAGGAAUAGCAAAAGCAAAGCUUAAUGUCUAACUUUCCAAGAAUACCCAUUUCUUAAUCGUUCCCAAAUUUAUCUUAUUUUUAUAGUUUGAUGAAAGAAUAGCCAUUACCUCCAACCAAACAUGAUGUAAGGAUGUAGUAAUCUUUUAUAGCUCGUUCGGUUUGAUGGGAGUAGGAUAAAUUUUGCUAUUUGAA